CCUAAAACUAUAACCAACAACAGGGGGAAAAAAAGAUACCCGGAUUCCAAGGAUCUCACGAUGGUGCUGAAAACCUAUGACACCAGCUUCCUGGACUUUCUCAGAAGGUGUUUGGUAUGGGAACCUUCUCUUCGUAUGACCCCUGAUCAGGCCCUCAAGCAUGCUUGGAUUCAUGAGCCACGGAACCUCAAACCACGGCCCAGGCCCCAGUCCCUGAGGAAACCCAAUGUCUCUCUUCCUUCUGAGAUAAGCAAGAACAAGGUUCAAGAGUAUCAUCACUCAACCAAAACAGAUGAGACCACCAAAGAGACUGCAGACAAAAUAAAAGAUGGUGCCACUAAGAAUGUUCAGAAUUCAGCUGAUCAGCAGGACUCUGUCCAGCACACUACUGAGACUGUCCAGCUGCCUCCUCUAGUAGAAGCUCCCAGAACGCCAGAGGCUGUUACUGAACCAGAGGUGGCCAAACCCUCCACAGAACAAAGUGGCCCAAGCUCCUCCUCUACUUCAUCCUGAUGACUGAAGACUCAUCCCAGAAGUUAAGAUGACUACCAACAUCCAGUCAAAAGAUAGUCUUCCUUGCUGGCAGGGAAGUCUCAAAAAUGACUGUAUCUCAACUGUAUCUGAGAGACUGUGGUCCUCUGUGGUUCUCACCUGGAUUAUAAGCCCACCUUGUAGUUGUGUUGAAAAUGCCAUGACUGUUGCUUCUCUAGGAAGGAGUAGGGGAUAAAGUGCUUCCCGAAGGAGGGAAGUUGAUUUCAUAAGCAGG
Molecule: messenger RNA, 766 nt
Organism: Marmota flaviventris (yellow-bellied marmot)
Lineage: Eukaryota; Metazoa; Chordata; Mammalia; Rodentia; Sciuridae
Source: RefSeq, a predicted model, not a curated record